UUGAUAAAGUUUAGGUUGGAAAAAGAAGAAAUGAAGAUGAUGUGAUGAAAAGUGAUCCAAAGAAUAAAUAAGGAUUGUAGCAAACGCCAAUCCCACUUGUCCCCUCUCGGUUGCAUAUCUCUUCAUACUUUCUCUCCUUCAUCGUCAAUCUUCCAUCAAUGGAACUCCAACCCUCGUUGCAGUUUUUCACCAACAACAUCUAUUUCUCUUCUCUUCUCCUCUCCCUCACCAUCCUCCUUCUUCUCAUCGCAAUCGCACGUUUUUCUCGCCGAAAGAACAUCCUAUGCAGCUGCGAAACGUGCCAGGCCUACCUCACUUCAAGCUGGUCCCAAUACUUCCACAACCUCUGCGACUGGUACACCCACCUCCUCCGAACCUCCCCGACCAAAACCAUCCACAUCCACGUGCUCCGCAACACCAUCACGGCCAACGUGGAAAACGUCGAGUACAUUCUCAAGACCAGGUUCCACAACUUUCCCAAGGGGAAACCCUUCUCUACCAUCCUCGGCGACUUCCUCGGCAAAGGAAUCUUCAACGUCGAUGGCGACACCUGGCGCUUCCAGAAGAAGAUGGCCACCCUCGAACUCAACAACAACGGCAUAACCUUCUUCGCCUUCGAAAUCGUCAAGAGCGAAAUCCACGACAGACUCCUCCCGCUCCUUCACGCGUCGGCCUCAAACGGCGUCGUGUUGGACCUGCAGGACGUGUUCCGGAGAUUCUCCUUCGACAGCAUUUGCCGUUUCUCCUUCGGGUUGGACCCCAAGUGUCUGGAGAAGUCUCUGCCGAUGUCGGAGUUCGCGGUUUGCUUUGACUUGGCGUCGAAGCUCUCUGCGGAAAGAGCCAUGGCGUUGUCGCCUUAUCUGUGGAAGGUGAAGAGGUUUUUCAAUGUGGGGAGCGAGAAACGGCUUCGGGAAGCGGUUGAAGUGAUUAACCAGUUGGCCAGAGAGGUCAUAAAGCAAAGGCGCGAAAUGGGUUUCUCUGAAAACAAGGACUUGUUGUCGCGGUUCAUGAGCACGGUCCACGAUGACGACACGUAUUUACGAGACAUUGUUGUGAGCUUCUUAUUGGCGGGUCGUGACACAGUGGCUUCGGCUCUCACCAGCUUCUUUUAUCUGUUGGGGAAACAUCGAGAAGUUGAAUCGGAGAUUCGUGCGGAGGCAGAUCGAGUGAUUGGGCCUCAUGAGGAUCUCACGAGCUUCGAAGAGCUUAAGCAAUUGCACUAUUUGCAAGCGGCGAUGCAUGAAAGUCUGAGGCUGUUUCCACCGAUUCAGUUUGAUUCAAAGUUUUGUUUGGAGGAGGAUGUGUUACCCGAUGGGACGAAAGUAGAGAGUGGAACUAGGGUUACUUACCAUCCCUACGCGAUGGGAAGGUUGGAGGAAAUAUGGGGUUGUGAUUGUUUAGAGUUUAGACCAGAAAGGUGGUUGAAGGAUGGGGUGUUCCACCCUGAAAGUCCGUUCAAGUACCCGGUUUUUCAAGCAGGGUUGAGGGUUUGUGUGGGGAAGGAAAUGGCUCUGAUGGAGCUCAAAACUGUGGCACUUUCACUGCUUCGGAAGUUCCACAUCGAGUUGGUGGAAGCAUCUUGUGGAAACCCUCGUUUCUCCCCUGGACUCACUGCCACCUUUAGGUUUGGCCUCCCCGUGAAGGUUCAUGAGAGAGGAUUAGAACAACAACAUAUAGCAUGAGAUUUGAAGCAAGAGUGUAAGAUUAAGUUAUAUGAGUUAUAUGAAGCACUCUUAGGCCAACUUCAGGUUUAUCAAGGACUGAGUUUAGAUUCUAUCUGGGACACAGACUCUGGUUUGUAUGAACUGAUUUUUUACUCUAAGUUGGAUACUUAACUCUUGUAAUUAACCUCUGUCACAAGUUAAGUUCCAUAUGGUUCCAUAACUAAGCGAAUCUUGUAAAGGAUCAUAGGAUUUGGAUUGACGAAGAUGUAUACUUGUUCAUGAUACUCGACAGUUGGAACAAGCACUUGAAAAAGGAAAAGCACAGAGAGCAGAAAAGCAACUCACGAUAAAGAAGGGUGUUGUUUGCACCACUAAACCAGAAUGAAUGUGUUGAUGUCGGUGGAAUCUUGUUGAGGUACAAGUUAAUGUUGAAAUUGAUUCCUGAAGCUGGUGGUUUUUGACUGCAUGUGGAUUUUGCUCAGUGGAUCCGACAUUUAUAUAGUGCGCCACGAAAGCUGUGACCUAUUUGUGAGUAUGUGUGUGUGCUUCUUCUUUUCUUUAUUCUAUUUUUUUUUAUUGAUGUUAUGUAGAUAAAACUUAUAGUAGUACCUGCAAUGUUCAUUAAUUAAUAACACCUUUAUGUAUGAUCUGCUGUUUAGGAAUAAAAAUUUACUCUUGUUUAUUUCUUAGAGUUUUGAAGGCUG
Vigna unguiculata (cowpea) is the source of this 2368-nucleotide messenger RNA. Its product is annotated as cytochrome P450 94C1 pseudogene. Lineage: Eukaryota; Viridiplantae; Streptophyta; Magnoliopsida; Fabales; Fabaceae. The record is from RefSeq and is a predicted model, not a curated record.